AUGCUUACAACUCGACGUACAGGCCUGCACAUCACAAAAUAUCUCAUACGGGUACAGAUAAUCAUAGCUACAAACACAACUUAUCCCGUCUGUCGUUGCAGGGACCCUAACGCCUGGAAGGGCCAGCUUACCGCUGGCAUGUGUAGCCUGGGUGGGCUGGUUCUGGUUUUGGGGACAGUGAUGUGGGUUAUCUGGUUCAAUGCCCAGCAAGCCCGGUUGAGGAACCCUCAGAGUGUGAAGACCGAGGAGUACCUCCUGGAGAGGAAAGAAGGGAGGAAGAAGAACCAGCGUCCGUGGUGGAAGUUGUGGGCCAAGAAAGCCAAGAAGCUCUCUCCCCCGUGCGCCAACAAAAGCAAGGCCGAGCAAGAUGCCGUGAAGUCCUCCCAGGCUGGCGAAGCCGAGGAGAAGCAGAACCUCUCCCCUCGCCUGACAAAAUUUCCCUUGGCCGUGCUGCCCAGUUGGGGGGACGUCCCCCACGUUCAAAGGACAGACUCCGGGUCUCGUCUGGAGUUCAUCGCGCUGCGGGGCGGCCUGCGCCUCCUCCACCAGCCCGAGGACGUCGACUCUGACGUCCUGUCCGACAUCAGGGAAGUCCUCAGGGGCAAGGGGACU
Penicillium concentricum is the source of this 612-nucleotide messenger RNA. RefSeq lists its product as uncharacterized. The transcript is spliced from 5 exons. NCBI's taxonomy places the organism in Eukaryota, Fungi, Ascomycota, Eurotiomycetes, Eurotiales, Aspergillaceae. The record is from RefSeq and is a predicted model, not a curated record. The annotation marks the transcript as partial.